Messenger RNA from Kluyveromyces marxianus DMKU3-1042, 450 nucleotides. It is a transcript of the gene HNT1, whose product is annotated as adenosine 5'-monophosphoramidase. Lineage: Eukaryota; Fungi; Ascomycota; Saccharomycetes; Saccharomycetales; Saccharomycetaceae. Gene Ontology annotation, molecular function: catalytic activity. Bases 1 to 450 code for a protein of 149 amino acids. Gene Ontology annotation, biological process: nucleotide metabolic process. The record is from RefSeq and is a predicted model, not a curated record. The transcript is spliced from 2 exons.
AUGUCUGCUGCUGCCGCACACGACGCUGCUUGCAUCUUCUGCAAAAUCAUCAAAGGUGAGAUCCCUUCUUUCAAGUUAAUCGAGACCCAGUACUCGUACUCAUUCCUCGACAUCCAACCAACCACCGAGAACCACAUUCUCAUCAUUCCAAAGUACCAUGGUGGUAAGUUGCACAACAUCCCAGACGAGUACCUUGCAGACCUCCUACCUGUAACCAAGAAACUCGUGAAAUUGAUUGGCAUUGACAAGGACGGCCCAGAGGGCGCGGGCUACAACGUCCUCCAGAACAACGGUAGAAUUGCACACCAAGAAGUUGAUCACGUGCACUUCCAUCUAAUCCCAAAGACCGAUGCAAAGACAGGUUUGAUUGUGGGAUGGCCAGCGCAACAGUCCGAUUUCAACAAAUUGGGCGAGCAGCACAAGAAAUUGUUAGCUAAGCUAGAGGGCUGA